Messenger RNA from Paramacrobiotus metropolitanus, 1384 nucleotides. Its product is annotated as hydroxymethylglutaryl-CoA lyase, mitochondrial-like. Gene Ontology annotation, biological process: L-leucine catabolic process; ketone body biosynthetic process. The coding region runs from base 161 to 1213 and encodes 350 amino acids. The transcript is spliced from 7 exons. The record is from RefSeq and is a predicted model, not a curated record. NCBI's taxonomy places the organism in Eukaryota, Metazoa, Tardigrada, Eutardigrada, Parachela, Macrobiotidae. Gene Ontology annotation, molecular function: hydroxymethylglutaryl-CoA lyase activity.
CAUUCACGGCGCACGUGAAGGCAAAAAUCAGCGAUUAACAAGAAAUCCGAAGAAAACACGACUGACUUUGUUUAUCGCUUUGAUUGUCGCGGAGUUUUAUAUAUAUAAUACUUGUUUACAUCGCAUCGUCUAUUCAUUACUCAUCCAUCACUUGGGAUUCAUGGCUGUACGUUUGUUUGCUCGUCACAGCCGCUCUGUUUGGAAUUCCAGGAUCCACGCAUCCAGCGAACUGUCAAGUCGCUGUAGAGAACCUUAUGGUUAUCAUGCAGAAUAUUCGACAAUGAAGUCGCGCCAUGUUCGCAUUGUGGAAGUGGGAGCGCGAGACGGGUUACAGAAUGAGAAGGAAGUUGUGCCGACGGAAAUUAAAAUAGAGCUCAUUGAAAAAUUGGCGGAUGCCGGUUUAACAACCAUCGAGGCUACAAGCUUCGUCUCACCAAAAUGGGUUCCACAGAUGGCCGAUCAUCACGAAAUAAUGUCCAGAUUAAAACGAAAACCGGGUGUCGUCUAUCCAGUUCUGGUGCCAAACCUGAAAGGUUUCGAAAAAGCCUUGGAAGUGCAUCCACAGGAAGUUGCAGUUUUCACCACCGCUUCGGAAAGUUUCAGCAAGAAAAACACGAACAGCACGGUUGAAGAAAGUCUGAAGAGAUGCAGAGAAAUUGUUGCCGCCGCCAAGCAGAAUAAUAUCAGAGUAAGAGGAUACGUGUCGUGCAUAGCCGGAUGUCCGUACGAAGGCAAAAUUGAUCCUUCCGCUACAACAAGAGUUGCUGCCGAGCUUUACAAGAUGGGCUGCUAUGAAAUUUCCCUCGGUGACACCAUUGGUGUGGGUACUCCGGGAUCGAUACAAAAAAUUUUGUCUCAAGUGUGCAAAAGUGUUCCUAUCGAAUCACUGGCUGUCCAUUUCCAUGAUACAUACGGACAGGCCCUUGCUAACGUUCUAGUAGCAAUUGAGAUGGGCAUUAACGUGGUGGAUACUUCCGUCGCCGGACUGGGAGGGUGUCCGUAUGCUCCCGGCGCCAGUGGGAACGCGGCAACGGAAGAUGUUGUAUAUAUGUUGGACGGGUUAGGGAUUGAUACUGGUGUAGAUCUGAACAAGCUAAUUAUUACUGGUGAUUUCAUCUGUAAAUUCCUCAAACGACCGAAUAACUCCAAAGUGGCUCAGGCUUUUCAAAGACGAUUAAGCAAGGAAGGAAAUCAAAAAGAAAAAUGCAUUUAACUGUGAUAACGGUAUUUGUCCGCGUUCUGUUUGAACUGCACCAUAUUUUUAGUUUUUAUUUCACAUUCUGUGCGAUUGUUUAUAUCUCUUUCACUCGUGUUACUGUGCAGUAUUUAAAUUAGAAAUCUGUUUAAAUAUCACUGGAAACCACAUGAAAACUCGCAAGCAAUA